Molecule: messenger RNA, 26115 nt
Organism: Podarcis lilfordi (Lilford's wall lizard)
Lineage: Eukaryota; Metazoa; Chordata; Lepidosauria; Squamata; Lacertidae
Source: the annotation of a GenBank genome assembly
AUGACAGACCUCAUUUAUGCAGAAAAAGAUCUGGUUCAGUCAUUAAAGGCAUAUAUUCAAGAAGAAGAAUCUAAGCUUGCUAAAAUCAAGAGGUAAAGUGAGAUUAGACAAAGUGAUACUUUGCCAUUUUAACAUAGCACCUCUGCUCUUCCUUGUCACUGGAGAUUGUUGCCCCUAUGUUUGUCUUUGGGAUCUGAGCCAGAAGAGUAAGUGAGGAAGCACAGAGGAGGUUGCAGCACUGAGGCUCAGGUGAAAGUGGCUCAAGGUUUGAGAAACACUGGCUCUGGCACUCCACCUUAUCAGAUGCUGUGUCAGUGCAAAGGCUUAAAAACCAGGCUGUAAGAAAGCAAUGACAAAAGUGUUUUAAAAUAAAUUUCCCUGUGGCGAUUCACUUUGCAAUUUGAUUGUUUAACUAGCAAAGUGCAAGAGGCACGACGAUAGCUAAGCAAUUCACACAGCUCAAGAAAGAAAAAGGAUACAGGGACAGAGGAAGGCAAUUGGGGCUUUUGUAUCUCUAUCACAACCCUCCCAGAGCAUAUCAUAUGCCUGGGCUAAAAAUAAAAUCAGAACUGCACUUGAGGCAUAUACUCGUGUUUUCCAGUUGGGCUGAGAAGAUGGAAUCCCUAACUGUUAAAUCGACUUCAGAUCCAGAAGGUUAUCUUGCCCACCCAGUCAAUGCAUAUAAACUGGUAAAGCGUCUCAACACAGAAUGGCUGCAGCUGGAGAAUCUGGUUCUUGAGGAUGCAACCAAAGGUGAGGAUCUCAAAGAAACCAAGCUUUUGAAAUAAUCAGUGUGGAAAGCAACAUGCCUUUUCUUCUUUAAUGCCACAGUGUCUGUUCAAGAAGCCUCCUCUCCUCAUCUGUGUUUGUUUUCAAAAAAGUGUCAACGGGCACCCAUGUUUGUGUAAUGAGUUCAGUUCCUUGCCCCAUUCACAAGAACAUUGGGUUUGUUUUUAAUUCCAUUCAGCGACAGAAAUAUUCACUAACCAGGAAUCGCCAUUAAACUCUUCCCAGUCGGUCCUAAACUACAGUCAUGAGUGUUCACUAAUGUGUAUGUAGGCUCCCUCUCUUCCUCACUCGUGGUCUUCAAGCAGAGCUGGUGGACAGCCUUCUGCUGGAGAUGCUCUCACUCUUGAUAUCGUGCAUCGUCCAAAGGGAUUGGAAUAGAUGGCUCACAGGCCACACCAUUCCAGCUUGACUGCUUCUGCCAUAUUCAGUAAGAUGGAGUGGUGCUGAGUGGCCCAAAAUCUUUCUCUCCUUUUUAUUCAUUUAUUUGAAAUAUUUGUAUACCACCCUUCCUUAUAAAUGCAUAUGCAUACAGUUGCAAAUAGAUUCAUUAAAACAACAAAAAUAAUAAUGCAGCAAAUCACAGUAGAAGACAUCAAUAAAAGCAAGGUUUUAGAAAUAAGCACUUGGCACCACAGUAACAAUGUUUUAUUCAAAACUAAUGAAACAACUCCAGAUGUUUCUACAGGAAAGAAGUCCCAAAUGUUUCCCUCAGGGUAUCAUUAAUCAGAUGUUUGGUCAAAAAUAUGUUGCUUUUGCUGCCUCUCCAGCAAGUGAUAGCUGUGUUGAACUGUCCUUAAAAAUCAUUAUUUGCCACCUGGCAAACCACCCACAACUGGUGAGUGCGUUCCAUAACAAAUAGGAAUCAUGUGCCCACCAAGCCUUUAUUCUUCAAAAGGUUCAAAAGCACAUGACGUAAACGAUGUCAGAAGCAUUCAGGGAAUAAGAUCUGCACAAUUCAGCAAGAGAGUUAGAGGGAGGAGGGCACAAUCCACAAGGUGAGUGGGUUUGUAUGCUAAUCUAGAAGGCCUGUUCCCACUAAAUCAACUGAUGUUUCUACCCUCUCGGUCAUGUGUGUAUGUAUGGUAGUAUGGCUAUGAUACUCACCCAGAGCAGGUUUAACCAAGAGAAGGUUUUCCCAUCCCCAUCCCCUUUCAAAUCUGGUCUUGUAGAAUAUACGUUGUCAUUGGAACGUAAUGCUUGAAUCUUGUAUGGAUCACUUUUCCUUUCAUAUUCAGGCUUCGAUGCUUUUAGUCGCUGGCUUUGUUGGGUCGCAGUGGCGCAUGGCAAUUAAAUUCUCCUCUCCAGCUGUGAAUUGCAGAAGUUCUUGAGUUUGCUGCGAACCAAAAGCUUGUGGAAGCUGUUUUCUAAAACGCAGUGUUAAGGGAAGCUAUCUGUAAUACUAUUUCAUUGUUCUUCUAGAACUGUCCCAUAUACUAAAGCUUACCUACCGUAUUUUUCGCCCUAUAGGACGCACCGUCCUAUAAGGCGCACCUAGUUUUUUGGGGGGGAAAUAAAGGGAAAAAAAUUAUUUCCCCCCCCCAGGCGCAGGGCUGGGGCAGGGGAAGCCCGAGCUUCCCCCGACCCCAGCCCCCAAUAGGCAGCUCUCUGCAAGCCGUGGGAGCCCAGCGCUGGCUCCCGCUGCUUGCGGAGAGGUCCGCGAAGCCUGGACGCGCUGAGCUCAGUGUGCGCAGGCUUCAGCGUGCGGGCAACUCUCCGCAAGCAGCGGGAGCGCUCCCACUGCUUGCGGAGAGGUCCGCGAAGCCUGGACGCACUGAGCUCAGCGCGGGCAGGCUUCAGCGUGCAGGCAACUCUCCGCAAGCAGCAGGAGCGCUCCCGCUGCUUGCGGAGAGGUCCGCGAGCCUGGACGUGCUGAGCUCAGUGCGCGCAGGCUUCAGCCUGCAGGCAACUCUCCGCAAGCAGUGGGAGCGCUCCCGCUGCUUGCGGAGACGUCCUCGAGCCUGGAGAGCGAGAGGGUCGGUGCGCACCAACCCCUCUCGCUCUCCAGGCUUCAGCGAAAGCCUGCAUUCGCCCCAUAGGACGCGCACACAUUUCCCCUUCAUUUUUGGAGGGGAAAAAGUGCGUCCUAUAGGGCGAAAAAUACGGUAUUUUGCAAGACGGCUUUUGGGACCAGAAAGACUUUGCUAACGCUUGACUAUAAAGGAGGAAAUGCUAUUUCUCAGAAAUCAACCACAUAUGUUUUGUGCGUGCGUGCGUGCGUGCGUGCGUGCACUCAGGCUAAAGGGGAAAGACUUUGAAACGUGCUCUUUUCAGCCAGGAGGUAUAGCACAUGUUGCAGCAGUUUCCCAAAUAAAAUCCAACUUCUGCAGCCUUCUGAGAGCGUCAGAAGAUGGCUAUCUUUAUUGAUGAAGGAUUUGUGCAAAACUGAUAAUGGAUGAUGGUUUCUUCACGGCUGGUGCUUCGUGUUUCCUUUGUUUCUAAGACAUUGGCCAUAUGUGACUGAGUACUGGGAGUGCAGCCAGGCCUAUCUCACGUCCUGCUGCAGAAUGGCUUGUGCUCGAAGCUCUUUGCCUUCUAUAGCUGACAGUGAAAUCUGGCUCUGUACAUUGUUUGCUGGAUCACAGCUAUUGGAACAGGGUGGGUGGGUUGGAACUGUCUUUUACAGCUAAGGAAAAAGCCAGUCAUCAGCUUCUUUUCCUCCUGUUAUUUCUGGUACCGGAGCCGUUGAAAAGGCUGUGCAGUUUGAGCUUACCCCACUAUAUCUUCUCUCAAACUCUUUUUGUUGUCAAAUCUUCUCAUAAUUCAAUUAGUCUACAGCAGACUUCUGCAACCUGGUACUCUCCAGAUGUUUUGGUGAACUACAACUCUCAUCAUUCUUGGCUAUUGGCCGUGAUGUCUAGAAAAGCUGCUCUGGAACCAUUCCUUUCGGGGAGCACUCAUUGUUGGGAAACCUUGUUGGUUUCUUUGUUUGGGUCACAAUUUUUAUCAGCUGUUUCCAUUCCUGGAAUUUUCUUGAAAUGAUGUCUACUAGCUUCUGGAGAACCAUCGCUUCUGAUAGUCCCAUAAGAGAAGGUGUGCUGUAUGUAUAAAGCCAUGCUAAUGAAUACAUUGCCCUUGCAUUAGGUUGGUGGCCCUUAGCUGAAUGUUGAACUUUUGUACUUGUUUUUAUUUGAGGUGUUAUUAGAGCUGUAAACAGGAGAUAUAAUUAGAAUACAUAUUUAAGAUGGAUUCAGAUGACCUGCAUUUUUCCUUCCAUGUGGGAUCGGUUUGGCAGAGAUGCAUCAUGGGAGCUAUGUGUGAUGGAUGGCAACCAUGCUCUCAGCAAGUCACUGCUCCAUUUCAGGUGCAAAAAUGAAACCAUAGUCUGGCCAUCAGAGUUGAGCCUUGGGCUCAUGUGUUCUCUUCUACCCAACUUUGUUUCUUCUUUCUUCAUUCUCUGCAUCAUUUCUUGAUUUGGGCAAGCCAUGAUUUCUCAUUGCGUAUAUCCAGAUUGGUCAAACAACGGUUUGUGCAAAUCACAGUUAGCCUUCAAACCAGAAUUGGAAACUAUAGCAUGGUAUGGUUUGUCUAAACAAGGUGGUGAGGUUGGGAUUUGGAACAUGUGAGGAAAAGCAGGAGGAUCAAAUGUGCAAAUCUGAGGCUUAUUUCCAGUAGCCAAUCCAUGGUUUUGUUGCUACAUCCGAGCUGAACCACUGGGUACUGGGAAAGCAUGAUAGCCAUUGAGUACAUCAUGUAUUGGACCCCAUUACUCUGGAUGGGAUGAGCCUGUAUCACUCCAGAUGGUGUUAGACUCCAGCUCCCCUCAUUCAUGACCAUUGACCAUGUUGGCAGGAGUAGAUGGAAGUUGGAGUCUUAAGAACAACUGAAUGGAUGCAGGCUCUCAAUUCCUGCUGAAUGUGGAACACUUCAUUAGAAAGCUCCAAACAUUCCUUCCCUGUUGCCUAAACACACUUUUAAUUGCUUGCUUAUUCAGAUUUCCCCCCUUAAUAUCUCUUGCGUGUUUAGUUCAUGAAUUUUUAUCUUCAUGCCAAAUAGCAAAAGCUACGGUAUAUAUACAUAUUUAUAGUUUUACAGAGCCCGAUGAGAACAUUGAUAGUUCAUAUUUAAAUUUCAUCUGUUUGAAUCCCACAAGGGAUUGUUGUAAAUAGAAUAAAUGUUUCCAAUUGCCAACCAAUCUGGUAUCACUUAUAUGCAUCUGAGACCCAUAGUGCUAACCAUUUCCGUCUUGUUCAAAUAAAGGUUUUAUUGCAAAUCUCACAAUUCAUCGUCAGUUCUUCCCAAAUGAAGAAGAUGAGACGGGAGCUGCCAAGGCAUUAAUGCGUUUGCAGGAUACCUACAAGCUUGACCCGGAAACAAUAUCAAAAGGAGCAUUUCCAGGUGAUGGUCAGAAGCUACUUGUUGACUUUAUUAAACACACUGAUUCUUGUGUUUUGGUUUCUCAAUAUAUAUGUUCAAUAACAGUUGAGUAAGUGAUGAAGCAAAGUUUUCUUCUACAGUGAGUUUCCUCUCAAACGCAAUCGCUGGUAGUGGUACCAUGCCAGUUUUUCUGCAUUUCCAGACCUGUGGUCAGCCAUGAAAGUCUUGUAAUCUUCACCAGAUUUUGGAAAAGCCUACUAAGCCAUAUCUAGAGCAUCAACAUGAAACCACAGAAACAAGCCUGGAGAUUUAUAAUACUCUCGUCAUAGUUUGUUGCAAUUUGCUUAUGUUUCCAACAAGAAUACAGAAUCUAAAUUGUUAGUUGAAUUAUUUUUGCAAAUGCAGGCACUGCUUAAGUAGAGCUAUUCUCCUUAAGACUGGUAUGUUAGCUCAGUAUUUCUGGACUAGAGGGCAUUUUAAGGUCACCACGUAGGAUUUUCAAGCAGAACAAGAACUUGGCAAACUGUAUUAAAAUUCUGGUGAUAAUUGAGAUUCUCAUGCAUUUGAACAUUUUUUAAGCAAGAAAAGUAACUCACACAGGCUUCAUGUUGAGUAUAAACAUGUUUGGCUUUAAAUCACAUUAACUCAUUCUGGUUUCUCACAUGGAUCAGUUUAUUUGGAAAGUAGUGACUAUGAAUGUCUGCAGGCAAAUGUAUAUAAAUAUAGUUUCACCAUCAAAGAAUUAUGCCCACAAUCUGUUAAUUCUCCAAAUCAGGGCACUGAAGCUUAGAACAGGGGUAUGUUGUUCCAUUUGUGGACAAAUUCUAGAUUCACAACAGUUCUGUGAGGUUCUCCAGGCUAUUUGGAUAAUACUUUGCACUCAGUACUUGAACAUACAGCCUGUGUUUGCACAUCACAUUAAGCCAUAGUAAUGUUUAACUGUUGUUUAAGUCUGAAUGAGGAGUGUACUUGUGCACACUGCUCAGGUAGCUUUACUUGUUGUGUCAUCCAAAUCCAUGUGCGCAGAAGUGGCUGGCUUCCAUAGUGUGCCAUCUCCGCCCUGGUUAGAAGCAGCGGCAUUGCUGCUGGGAAAGCCAGCAUUACAGCUCCACCUCGCCAGGCAAGCCACUUGGGCACAUCCAUACUUGUUUACUUUGUUUGAGGGAAACAAACAAAGCGUGAGUGGUGAAGAACAAGCCUUCGCUAUCCCUCAUGGUUUGGAGCAGGCUUCCUCAAAGUUGGCCCUCCAGAUGUUUUGAGACUACAAUUCCCAUCAUCCCUGACCACUGGCCCUGCUAGCUAGGGAUCAUGGGAGUUGUAGGCCAAAAAAUAUCUGGAGGGCCGAGUCUGAGGAAGCCUGGUUUGGAGAGAAACAAACCACAAAUUACAUGCCAUGCCUAGGCUCUGAGCUGCGAAAAGGCAGCCCUCCCAUUGAAGUUAAAAAGGACCCGGUGGGUGGGUGGAAACGCUGGGCUCAGAGAAGGCAUGUUUCAGGACACUCCUUCUUUGCGUUCUUCUGCUCAUCCUGCAUCUUUUUUAAAAGCAGAAGGUCUUUCAUUGUAGUUUAAAGGAUCCUUUGUGAAGGAGGAAUUUGGGCUCUGAAUGUUCUUCAUGUUCCCUCUUCUCCACUGGUGGCAACAAGCGCUGCAUUAUUAAAACACACCACUGCUUUUCAUUUUCAAGUUAUUUAAUGUAUGUCAGCCAAGAGUUAGAAAAAGGAAAAGAAUGAUGUCCUCUUCAAUGGAGUGCUUGGUUCCUCACUUUCAGCUGCACAGCAAAAAAGGAAAUAUGUUUCUUUAACCACCCCCACCCCAGUCCUUUCAACUGCAAGUAGCCUGUCUAGCAGCUUAAAGGAUCCUAAAAAUGGGGGGGGGGGGAUUGAGCUCAGAGGUUGUGUCCUGGAUGGAAUGUGUCCUCCUGGCUCCAGCCAUCCCCCUUUAGGCCCCAGCUGGAAGGAAAGUGAGUGAGAGGCUGAAAUCAAGUGAGUGGUCCAACUUCCAAGUCAGUUUUCUCUGGGUUUGCUUUUUCAAUAUUCUGCAGUGUGCAGCAUGAGAGCAGUGAACAUGCACAGACAUUGUUUCUGGUUGGUUCUGUAGGCGUUGUGGGUAGGCAAGUGAGGUCAUUUAAGAAAUCCAUUGUUUUCUUGGAUUGUCAUCAUUUUAUUAGUGUGCCGCUUUUCAGUAGUGCUCAACCAUGCUCAAAACAGCUCACAACAAAGUCGGGAGUGUUUGCAUAAUAACAUAUAGCAACAUUUCAAGAACAUAAGUAUGAUAAAAUUGAAACACAAAUGUUUAUAGGCCAAACUCCUCCUGUUAAUAAAUAUAUAGGAAGAUUAAAAGAUCCACUCAUGGAAUUGCAAACGCAGUGUUACAAAUAGCAGCAAAACAGUACAACAUAUCAAAUGCAAGAUCAUUGCCCCCAGCUACAACCCCAAAGCUAGUCUGGACUAGGCCAGGUGGAAAUGAGCCAGAGAAGCUGAGGCCAGGUUUUACAGGACUCAAAACUGGAUGGUCUCUAGGUGCCUUCAGCAGCAAGAGCAGCCUUUGGAGCUGAAGACCUGUACCUGACAGAGAAACAGGGACAUCGGCUCAGUGUGUCCAUUUGAAAACAUGGGGGUGAUAAAUGGAACAGGAUAAUUCCAGAUGGCUUUAACAUUCAGGAAAGUUGUAAAUGUGAGUAGAAGUCACUAGGUCUUACUUAACAUUUGCGUCUCUCAAAUUCAGGAACAAAGUACAGAUCAGUCCUGACAGUGGACGACUGCUUUAGCAUGGGCAAAACAGCGUAUAAUGAUGCGGAUUAUUACCACACCGUGCUCUGGAUGCAGCAGGCGUUGAAAAAGCACGAUGAUGGUGAAGAGGCAGCCAUCACAAAGGCGGAGAUCCUGGAUUAUCUCAGCUAUGGCGUCUUCCAACUUGGCGACAUACAAAGGGCUAUGGAGCUCACGAGGCGGUUGGUGUCUCUUGGUAAGAAGGACACAUCAUGCAUUCUUCUAGCACGCUGGAAAGCUACCUGCACCUCAAGUGGAGAAGCCAAAGUAGGAUAAAGCGCUGCUUUUUGUGAUAUGGUAAACAUUUAGGACCAGGGCGGAGGAACUGUGUUCCAGCCUAAGGACUGCAUUCCUUCCUGAAGAACCUUCCAGGGAUCAUGUGCCAGAGGUGGGCGUGGCCUAAAUUGAAAGUGGGCAGGGCAGUGCUACAUUCCAGCCUCACUACAGUCAGAGGUUUCUGUACACAGGAGACAGCACAUUUGAAGGGCACAUUCUAUACAGACAAAAGCAGUCAGAGAGGGCCUGGAACCAGCUUCAAUCUGGUAAAGGUUUCCCUAAGUGGGAGGGAGUGGGAGACAACCAACCAACUUGCUUCAUUGCAUAGAGUCAUCCUGCUUUCUGUGUUGAAAUCCUGCCAAGAUUUUCACUUCUUUCCUGAUGCCUCACUGCUGUGUGCCAGGAAGGGGGAACCUGUGACUGGACUACCAGCUCCCAUCAUCCCUGACCAAUAGUGAUUCUGACUGGGGCUGAUGGGAGGUGGAAUUCAAGAACAUCUGGCAAGCCAGGUGUUUCUCAUCCCUGUUAUAUGCCUAGACGGUGGUACCUUAGUUUUCGAGCAUCUCAGAAGCCAAACGUUUUGGUUUUUGAACGCUGAAAACCCAGAAGUAAUUGCUUCCGUUUUCGAACACGCCUCGGAAGUUGAAUGGCUUCUGCUGUGUGCUUUUCUCCAUUGACUUUGCCAACCGCCCUUUGCGCCUCAGUUGCUGAACGAUCUUCCGGGACGGAUUACAUUUGACAACUGAGGUACCACUGUACUUGGAAUGAAGUCCUGUUGAAUUUAGCAUGCUUUACUAUAGGAUUGCCCAAGUUGUUUGGGUAUUUUCUGCCAAGUGAAAAGUCUUUUGUUCCCAUAGAGUAGAAUCUGUCUCCUCGGGUACAUAAACACUUAGACUAACUAUUCAACUUAGCUCACAAUAGUUCAGCUUCUAUUUCCUUAUGCUUCACAAGGCCAGGCGUUUAAAGUUAAGUUACUGGACCUGAAAUGGCUCCUUUCCCUUAAGCUUCCUCUCCUAUAUGCUCUGUACCCCAUCCCUUUCCUGGUAUUUCAUGCAUUUUGCAUGCCGUUUGCUAGUUGCUGGCUGUUACAGCUUCACUCUAAAUGUAUGAUUAAAUGAUCCUUGACUUACUUGUAAGUUUUAAAAGCCCUCCGAGGUGUCAUGUUGUAUCAAAUGUUAAUGUUUUACACUGAAUAUAAAAUGGAAAAGCAAUACCAUUGCCUGCAGCAGGAUUUCUGAAUUGUCUAGAGAGCAUAAUUCAUCAACAUCCCCACACAUUUGGACAGAUUUGAUAAAUUCCUCUCAGAAACAUAUGGUGGUGUUGGCAAACUAGCAGACAUAGAAGGUUUCUGAGUCACUCCUUCGCCUUGUGACAUCUGGCAUCAGUCAGUCACUUGGAUUAACGUUCAGUUUAUCUAACCUGGAACAAUAAUCCACUCUAUUUCUCUCAGAAAUCCCUUAAACUGGGGUAGCCAACAUGGCGUCCUCAAUAUGUUGUUGGACCACAGCUCCCUCCACACCUGACCACUGGCCAUACUGGCGGGAGCUGAUGGGAAUUGGAGUCCAGCAACUUCUGGAGGAACCACAUUAGGUAUUCCUCCACUUACGCCAACAAUGAAAACUUGAAUAUUGUUCUGGAUUAUUAUUUUUUAGCAGGCAAAAUUUUGAUAGCCAUUGCGGGGCAGGGCGGGGGGAGAGCAGUGAUAGGUGGGAAAGCAGGGAGACCAACAGUAGAGGGAGCCAGAGCCAAUGACAGGCAGAUCCAACUAACUCUGUACCCACCCUUUCCUCUGCUGAAUUCUAACAGGGCAACACAGGCAGAGGAGGAGGAGGCUGACAGAUUAUGUCACCCCCUGGACUGGUUGUAAGAAGGCAGGCAGGUGGAGGCUGGCAGUGCUUCAUUUGACAUAAUGGAUCAGCCUUCACUUGUGAUUCCUAUAGGAAUGAUGACAUGCUGGUGUUUCGACACCUAUAUCAGACACCUCUUAGCUGACAAAGAGCCCGAAAUUAACAGGUCCGUGGCAAAGUACUGUUACAUUGCAACAAGAAUAAGACGAGCAAUGAUGUCUACAAAGGAGUUCAAACUGUAAACAUCGAAGGAAUGAUAAUAAACAGUAGCGACUCCUGAAUUGAAUUUUAAAAACUUAAAGCUCGAAACCUGGUCAUAAAUAUAAGCACCAAUUCUGUGAAUUGGCCAUAUUUUUACUGUUACUUGUAGCACAAUACUACUCUUAAUGUCAUAUUUUAUAAAUUGCUUCCUGGUCAUUGACCGUAUUAAAGAUAUUUGAUUUGAUUUGAUUUGACAUGCUGGUGUUAAAUUUGGCAUUGAAGUAGGGGAGAUAGUGUUGAAAUGCUGAUUUAGGCAUAUUCCUUUUAAUCGUCUAGUCUGUUGUAGGGCUGGUGAGAAGCAAUGUGUAACAGUUCAAGAUGGAAAUUUCAGUAACAUCAUUUAGCUUCAAUUUCAUGGCAGUCUCCUAUGUUUCUAAUCCAGCUCACAAAGAGUGUUUGGGGGCAUGGCUAACAGCUUGGGGAGAGACUCUGAGUAAGGCAAAAGCUUAGCUGCCUUGGCUGGUUGCUUAGGCAUCAGCAACUAAUACUGGAAAAGAUCACUGAACAACAGAAGGAAUGCUCACACCCAUGUUCUCGCUGCUUCUGUAUGCACAGGAAAUUUAAAGCAAGAUAUUUGCAAUGUCCUCCAGUGCGGGCACCCUUACAAACCCAUGUGCUUGCAGUGAAGAAUGGUACAUGCAUGCUUUGCUUUGUAUCUCUGAUCUGUAAGGGAUGAAGAUGUGUGUGGAUUGAGGGGUUGAUUUUGUUUUAAAUGACAGCAAGGAUUCUUUUUCUGGCUAACGGUGCAAAACAAAUAGCGAGUGAUAUGGCUAAGCCAACCAUCCAUGAGUGGCAAAAUAUAGUUUUUGUUGUGGCAGCCUUUUUAUUUUUAAGCACUGAUUCUCCCAUCCCACAAAGCUAUUGCAACCUCUCCAAGAGAAAAAGCUAAACCCAGAAAGCAGAUUUUGAGUCGGGGAGAAUGAAUGACUUCUUGUCAUUUCAGCUCCCUGCCCUAGUCUGUUCUGAAGUUUUUUCUGCAAGUGAUCUCUAAAAUAUCCUGAACCUUAGAGUCAAUCUUUGUAUUGCUCUCCACCAUACACAUACUAGAAAGAGAGAUUUACCUCAUUUUGGAGGCAGUGCAAAGAAUUUCUCAUUCCAUUACUUGAUUGGCAUGUUCUGUUGGGUAGAUCAUCAUGAAAAUAGAUGCUUCCUUUAUUCUAAAGCUUGUGCUCCUUUUAAAGGCAACGAGAUGCUAUAUGUCAGGGGUAGAUAAUGUUGUGUCUUCCAGGUUGCAUUGAACUAUAGGUCCCAUCAGCCCUAGCCAGCAUGGCCAAUGGUGGUGGAUAAUGGAGUCCAAUAACACCUAGAGGAACCAUGUUUGCUCCCUCUGCCAUAUGUGGUACAGCAGGAAUAGUAUUCUUUAUCAAACUGAAAGAGUCAGUUGAACUGCUUCUUUCCUUGGUGUGCUUUUUUACUUUUAACCAGAAUCAAGAUCUUAACUUUAAUUGACUCCAGAGAGCUCGCUUUCCGUGGUUUUAUUUUUCAAGUAGUGUUGGGAGGAGGGGAGAGUACACUUGACUGCACAAAAUAAUUGGUGUAAUGUUGUAGGCUUGAAGUCCCCCUUUGAUCAGAUUCCUCAGAUAGUAUCACUUUAUCUGUCUCCUCUCUCUCUCUCUCGCUCGCUCUCUCACCUUUCUUUCCCAACCAAGAUCCCAGUCACGAGAGGGCAGGCAGCAACAUGCGGUACUUUGAGAGGCUGCUGGAGAAAGAAAAAGAAGCCAAGACAAUCAAUGAGACCUCAGAUUCGAUAGAGCCAACAACGCACGGUGGGAUAUAUGAAAGGCCCCAGGACUACCUGCCAGAGCGUGAAAUCUAUGAGGCUCUUUGCAGAGGAGAAGGUGUGAAAAUGGUGAGAGAAAGACCAUUCCAAAGGCAGAUUUAACCUAUCGUACUGCAGUAAAUCUUCUGGGAAUGCAUCCCCCAAACAAACUGACACUACCCUUCGGCUUCCGAAAAAGUCCACAGGGAAUUUCAGGAUUGCAGAAUAUUUUAGUUUAAACUUUAAGUCAUUUUUUAAUAAAAACAAAUAAAAACAAAAGCAAAACAAUCUUUCUGAGUAAAAAUUCUGAACCCAGUAUCAGACUGGAAAUCACAAAGUUGCUUUUUCUGAAUAGGUGUCAUCUGUAUCCCCUCAAACCAGUAUGAUCCUUUGAAUCAUAUCCGACAAUUUAUUCAUAAUCAUAAUCUCAAACCCUUUUAAAGCCAGCUUUUCUGCUGCUUUCGUAUCAGUGGAGACCCCAGUUGUAAGCUAAGGCCUUUUUUUUUUUCAGAAGCAAGAGUUUAACUUGUGAGAAAUGAUUAAGAAGAACUGUUGAAGUAUCAUGUUGCUAUAUUUGAUUCUUGGGGACAUAACUACCAAACAUGGUAUAUAAAAUAAUAAGAGUUGGAGGGUCCCUUUGUGGGUCAUAUCCUCAACAUCCUGCUCAGUCCAGGAUACUCAGAGGUACAGUAUCCCCAGUGAGGGAGAACCCACCACACUCCUUGGUCAUUAGUUGAAUUGUCAAGCUGUUCUUGAAGAAGCUCCCCUUGAAACCUUUCUCAGAUGAGUACUCUUGAAGAUGGUUUCCCAACAAUUUAUAAAUGCAUAACUGCUCAAUUAAUAUUAGACACAACCCUGAAGUCUAUAUGUAGAGAUUAAUUAACCUUGACUGAACCUAAACUCAACAUUCAAAAUAGUACAUUUAUCUGAAUUUGUUCAUAGACACCUCGAAGACAGAAGAGGUUGUUCUGUAGGUACCACAAUGGGAACCAAAAUCCCCACCUUCUUAUAGCACCUUUUAAAGAAGAAGAUGAAUGGGACAGCCCUCACAUUGUCAGGUACUAUGACGUGUUAUCUGAUGAAGAAAUAGAGAAGAUUAAGGAGCUGGCUAAACCAAAAGUAAGUGCUUCAAGUCUUUGUCAGUCUUUCACUGGGCUAAUGACAUAUUUUGAUUGAAAUAGUGAGCUUGGGUGACUUAGAGAUGUCAAGAACUCAUUGUCCUAGUUCCAAGAGUGUGAUUUACUGUGAUGAAGCAAAGUUCGUCCCAGCUACAUCAGGAGUGGUUGUAACAAGUUACAGGAUAAUCACAUCUUACACACAUUUAUCUUGAGCAAUUUCCGCCAUAUGUGUUUGGAGGUGAGCUGGUUGAAGUUGCACAAGUUAAAUCCAAGCAAGACAGAGAGCUUAAAAGCUCUUUUUGCACUGAGUCUUGUUUGGAGUUAGCGGGCACAUAAGGAGGUUUUAAGCUCUCCACCUUUCUCGGGGGACAAGGCCACAACCAGAUCAAGGCACUGGUUCUGGGAGUACUAGGGAUUCUUUUGCUCUCUUCUCUUCCUCCGCUAUCUGCAGGGUGGCUCCAGGGCUUGGGUUAUACAGUUUUCACGUACAUGUGGUGACCAUUUUGCAUGAGGGUUCUGUUCCCGGCCCCCACACAUGUCAGCAGGCCACGCAUAAGUCCACCCCACCCCAUUCUGCCUUCAUUUUGCCCUUUUCUGUGUCCCAAAGGAUUCAUGUGUUGAUGAUUGUGCAUCCAUUGGGCAUGCCUAAAAUGGUUGUCACCUGUAUAUGCAGAAUCCCUGCCACAUAAGAUGCAAUCAUACUGUAGUUGCAAUAGGUCUAUGUGCCAGUGAACCCAUAGUCAAAUCAAAGCACUUCAUUGGAACUCCAUUGUAGAAUAGAGAGCAUCUUUCCUUGACCCAUCAGCAGAAUCAUUUCUAAGUGUAUUUUUUGUUCCAGGCACAAACUCCUGCUUAUUCUUUUUUUCUCCUUUUCUUUUUAUAGCUGUCUAUAUUUCAUUCUUGGCUCCAAACUAUGUCUGAAUGACACAGACAGCACAAGUUAAGGAGAUUUUAGGCCAUAGUUAGUUAGUAGGCCUGGGUGCUAAUAUUUUAUUCCUUUAGUCGUUAAAGCACACAGUACGAGAUUUGUGGCAGCGCUAGACCAGUGAUGUUGACUUGAAUGUUUUAUUCAUUAUAAUUUGUGCUGCCUGGCACAAAACUGAAAUGAGAAAUAUUUCUAUUGGACCACUUGAGAAUGACCUUUUCCAGUCUCUGACCCUUUUUCUUUCUUUCCCAACCAUUUUUUAAUAACUGUUGCAGCCACAUUGUUUUUUAUGUUGUUUAUUGAGCUCCCUUGCGUAUAAUUUUAAAGCCAUUCUAAUAAGAAGUGAAAACUGAAUUCAUAGAACAUAUGAAGCUGCCUUGUAUUGGCCUGGUUUGGGCAUAACACUGAAGUCAGCCUCAUAGCCUAACCCUUCUUCAAGGCAUACCCUCACGGCCUACCCCUGUCCCAAGGAAGAUGCCACUUGCAUUUUCAGUGCUAUGUCCAAACCCUAAACAGGUUAAUAUUAAUUCUGGUUUGAGGCCAACCCUAAACUUUAAGGAAACAAGCCAACUUCAUACACUAUGGUUUGAAGUUGACUUGUUUCAAUAAACAAUCAUUUUUUUGUUUAUGUGCACUCUGCUCUGGCCUCUCACAUAAGAACAUAAUGAUGGAUUUUGGUUAGGUUUUUUUCAAUGGAAGUGGAAAUUUUCAGUCUCUUCCUUGCAGCCAUGCCAGAGAAAGAGAGGAAAGGAGAGAGUGCCUGAGACUCACUGACUUCAUGUUAAACCAUACUUUAGCAUAAGAUUCUAAGAAAACCAUUGAGUGAGAUGAUUGCCCUGUCUAGCUUGGUAUUGUCUACUUUGACUGAGACACACUGCACAGUUUCUUUCAGAUGUCUUUCAUAUCACCCGUUAACCUGAAAUCCGUUUAACUUAAGAUAGCAGGAAUUGAACCCUAUGAUCCUAGGUUCUCUUUCACUGAAGCAUGUUCUCUUCCAAGAGCUAUGGCCCUUCAUAUGAAAUAUAUAUAUAAAAAAUAGCUCUUUCAUAAUGUGGCAUUCUACAAGACUCUGGUACUGAAAUUAUAAUUGCAUUUAUUGCCCAUGCAGCUGUAACAGAAAAGAAAGUCAGUAGCACAGGGUCAGUAUAACUUUUCUACCUUUAUUGCUAAAUAAAUGUAAACCCCUGGAGAUGGAAUAAGAAACAGAUACCUUUUGGAGAGCAUGAUUUUUUUUGGAGAUGCUUUUAAAGUAAUAACUCUUUGUUCAUCAACCAGUUUGCCUUGGCUGAAAUUCUUCUAUUUGCCUCACGGCUUUCACCUCUGUAAACUCUGGGGUGUUUUCCUGAUGGUUCAUCAUUACCUCAUACUUAGAAAACAGCAACUUAGCCUAGCUUUGAAUCAACUUUGAAAAGCAGCAGGCAUGUUUUCUAUGUAUGUUGUUUAAAAAGAAAUCCUUCCCAGGUGCAUUUCUAGGUGCGUUUGGAAGCACAACACUUUUCCAGAAUGACCGUCUUUGGCAUGAUAUUUGAGUUGAUUUAGAAGGUUUAAUUUUUGUAUUCUGCUUUACCAAAAACAAAUGUUGAGCUCAAAGUGGCCCACAAUAAUCACAAUAGCAUUAAAGAACAACAAACAUUGCAGUCACUAUACUGUCAAAGACAAUAGCAUAUAAAGCAAACAACAACAAAUUCAUCAAAACAAUUAGUACAGUUCAAUAAAGUCACAGUAACUCAGUAUUGCCAAGAUACUUCCUAAUCACAUGGAAUUUUACUUGUGAAGUCAGCUUUAGUUUUUAAAUGAAGGCACAUUUAGUUUUGAGAAAGGUUCAUUUUUCAGAAUCAGCAGGGUGUUUGAAAUUGAAAGGUGUGCAGGUCUUAAAAAAUGCACAGCUUCUUCAUACUUUGCUUUGAUGUAUUUAGGCAAGCAAUUGAGAUGCACUCUGAUCACAUUACUUCUGGACUGUACAAAGUGUUUUACUUUGAAACCAUGGUGAUUUCAGCCUGUGGGGGAAAGACUAAAGGAAUUGGAUAUUUUUGCUUAAAAUAAAGUUGUUUUACUGUAGUACAAGUGAGCUAAAAAUGAAGAUUUAUAGUGGAACAAAUCUUUUGGCGUUAAUGUUAAUUGCAUCAUCUCUGCAAAACAUUUAUCAAAUGCAGAUGUGAUUGGGUUGGGAAAUUUUAUUUCUCAUCUAGCUCUUGUACUCAUUGGAUAACCAUUUGUUGUACAAUACGGCAGAGUGUAGAGAAGUGUUUACUGCAGAGGCAACAGUCUACCAUCAACUGAAAGGAAUGCCAGUGCCUAUUGUGAUAUUGCUGAAGUUCAAUAUGUAAUUGCCGAGUUCAUAAUAAUGUUCAUGGACUACACAAUUCUCCAAUGCUUAGGAUCUGCAAAUGGUUCCCAGUGGUUACUGAAGCCUUUGGUGGCUUCUGCUUAGCUCUGUUUGUGGUAAAAUUAGCAUCCACCAUUUGGAUAAAGACAAUGACAUUUUAAUAUAAGAAGGUGUAAUUGACUUUACAGGUCAAUGCAGAACUCGAGGGGGAAAGUAAACAUUUUCUGCAACAAUAAUCCAGUGGUGCGUGUGACCGCUGACUUGAUUCCAAAUUUUGCUGAGGAGCUAUAUCACAUCACUAGUUAAUAUUAGGAUGUAGGCUGUAUAUUUUCUAUUCUUGCUUGUUUAUGGCAACUGAAGCAUUCAGAUAGGAACCGUAUGGCAAGGAUAAGACAAUUGCAGGCAUAAAUAUGGAGCUCAGAAUUUUAAUCACUGUAAGCAAAACUUCAUUGUACAAUUAAAGUUCAACAGAUCAAAUUUCUGGCCAUAAUUUGUGGAGCAAGAGCCUGCAACAGAAUAGCAGAUGAGUCAGAAUUCUGGCACUUUGUUGUGCCAAAAACUGCAUGCCGAGACAAGAAAAUUAAUAGGCGGAUUUCAGAGCAUAUGAGAGAAUCUGGAGGAAAACAUUAUCAAACACUGAAGGGGGGGAAUGAUAAGGUGGAAAACAGCUAUUGCUGUGUAGAUUGUAAUGGACACAGUAAAUCUUAGCCUAAGUUUGAUUUAAAUAAAUGUGGCAGCAUCAUAACUGCUGAACAGAAACAAGUUUUACUGGAGGGUCACUUUGAGGAAUGAUGGAGGCUAGUGGGCCAGGGCCCCUCACCAUCGCCCAAAAUGGAUUGCUGGCAAGUUCCAUCUUCAUAAAUACCAUUCCCUCCACUUAUUUCUCUUGUUUCUGGGUUAGCAACUGAGGGCCCCAUGCUCUCCUUCAAAGCCCCGUUCUGACUCAGGCUGCUGUUCCGUAUUAGAAUUUGCUGCCUUUCAGAGCAAUUAUGUGCCAAAUCUUUGUACCAAUCUCUGUUUUUCCCAGUUAAGUCCUUUGCGUUGAUAUAUUAGAAAUACUAGGAAUCCUCUCCCCUUUUUGAGGAUAAUUAAUCCUCCUCAGCUUCACUGAGCUACACUAGUUUUGCAAAUGCAUUUAAUAUUUCUUGUCGUAUCCAGUUUUAACUGUUCAGGCGGCAUCGGUUAAUGAGAAACAAAUAGCACAAAUAUGAAUACAGUACAAAUAUGAACAAGGCCCUGUUAUUAAGUCACCAGCUGCUGAGGUAUGACCUCUGGAAGGUUUCCCAGAAGGGGAUAUGAUCCUUGGGUUGAAAAAAGGUUCCCCACCCCUGAUCUAAAACUAAAGAUGCUUCCAACUCUAGCAGCACUCCAGAAGCAUCUUUUAAAUGCAUUCGCCUCAAAGAAGAAGCCAUUCCUAUCACAGGCGCUUGGUGCAGUGAUGCUUAGUCAGGUGCUGUGACUGUGCCACCCAUCCUGGUUUUACUGGUCUGUUUCAGUCAGUAGCAGUUGGCACCAGGAUUGGUACAGACCUAUUGGCAGAUAUAAUGUGUGUUCAUUCAUUGUGUCUGGCACCUCCAUUAGAGCAGCCUUCCCCAAUCUGGUGCCCUCCAGAGGUUUGGGACAGCAACUCCAUGCUAGCUGGAGCUGAGGGGUGUUUCAGUACAAAACAUCGGAAGGGGUGGUUAUGGAGGCUUCUCUGCAAUCAGCCCUUACCCAACCCUGCCCGUAAACUAAAAGAGGGACUCCUUUCCUCUUACAUAGUCACUUUCUGUUUGUUUCUGCGUUGCAUUGACUAAUGCAAGAUGUAAUCUUCAAGAGUUUAUUGCAGCUGAAGGUUGGGGGCUCUUGUUUUGUUCUCCGAAACCUGUUUCUUAGACAGUAUGGUUUAUAUAAAUCUUCUGAUGGAGCUUAAAAUUCAUAUGAGAUAAAUUUAUCAUUGCCAGUAAUGCAGUAUAUCAUCUUUCUCAGUAUACAUGAUAAAAUCAUCUACCCAUAACAUUUUUACACAGAGUUUUAUCCGAAUCAGAAAUGGGAAGGCUGUGAAUGAAGGACAGGAGGUGCAACUUGUAUUAAUUUUGUCAGUAAUUUUUGUGGUGUAUGUGUGCUACUGAAGUUAUUAAACCUUGCCUUUCUUUUGAUAACAGUUGGCAAGAGCUACCGUACGUGACCCCAAGACGGGCGUAUUAACUACAGCAAACUACCGAGUGUCUAAAAGGUAAGCUGUCCGAGGACCAUUAACAUUCUCAUUGCUGUAGGAGUCAUUUCCAAGUACUGUUGAUGAAAGGUGAAACUUUGAGAAGUUGGGGGUUUUAUUUUUUUGUAAACUGAACACAUGCUGAGCAUUCACAGAAGCAAUUUGUCAACUUCUCUUUAAAGAUUAGCAAUAGGAUAGGAUUGGGGAACAUCUCCUGGUGUUGUUGGGUUCCAGCUUCCACCAACCCCAGCCAGAAUAGCAAAAAAUGCAGGGAGCUGUGGAUUGGGGGGGGGGGCGGAAUAUACUUCGUUUUACAGUGAUUGGAGAGAACGGUCUAAUUUCUCUGUGAAAUCUUCUCCUCUGCAAGUUCAUGGCUGGAGGAAAAUGAUGAUCUUGUUAUCGCCAAAGUGAAUCAUCGAAUGGAGCAGAUCACAGGAUUAACAGUGAAAACAGCUGAAUUAUUGCAGGUAAGUACAAAAGCACACUGCCAGUUAUUCUUCCAUAGGCAUGGGAGACAAUCAGUACCGCAGUCUCCAUGCUGCAAUUUAUGAAGCAGGGGCAUUUGUUAACUCUGUGGGACCAUAACUUAUAACUUACAGAAACAGAAUCAAAAAAGGAGGCGAGGGAAGGGAAAGAUAAUAUUAGGUUCAUUCUGCAAGCCUCCUGCUGGGCAGGUCGUAGCCAGGAGGUCACCAAACUUGGGGGAGCUAUGGGCCCAUUUGCAAUUUGGAGAAAGUGUUGUGGGAACCACACGUGCCCUGCAACCAAGCACACACUGCAGCCUAGUCUACCAGCUGCAACAGAAUGCUUCUUUCAAGGCUUAAUUUCGCAGGUGGAAAGGGACCAUGUGGGCACAAGGGAUGUCUCUGAAUGCACAUGUGCACCCAGGAGUGCUGCAUCAGCAACCCCCCACAGCAGCCUGACAUAUAAAUUACCAUUUUUGAUUAUGGCCCUUAUCUGAAUCAGUAGAGAUUUUCAGUGCUGAGGUGUUUCCAUAUUGGUUUGGUUCAUCUCAGUUCAGUGCGUUGGAGUACCAGAUCCUAGGGAAUGCUGUAGUUUCUGGCAGAUAGAGCAGGCUGAAGAGCUGAGGUUAUGGAUUCAUGGGGCAGAGUGUGCCAAUGGGAACUGUGAAUGCAGUAGUGGAUGGAGACCAUGUCUCCUCCAGCUGCUGUUUUUUGAACUCCAUCCAGGACAAAAUUGUGGAAUUCAGUCAUGAACAAGCCAGUUUCACUUCAUAAUCCUUUCUCCCUACAUCUCCAACUAACUGUCUGAUAUUUCCAUUAUGUCAGCAUUAUCAGAUGAGACUCUUGAGUCCAACUGAGAUAUAUAUUGAAAUCAGUAAGCUUAAAUUACUUGGAAGUCCAUUGGUUUCAAUGAGUCUGCUCAAUGAGAAUGACUUAAUCAACCAUUGCUCUGUAUGUCCAAGACUGAACUGCUCCCUGGAGGAAUUUUUGAGGGUUUGUGCUGGGGGCUGCAAAGGAAAGGAGAGGAGGAACAAGUUUGUUACGCAAGUGGAUUUCUGUUGCUUAAGUGGAGCAGCAGCACUGAAUACAACUGAUCACCUAGGUUUCUUCUUUUAACCUACAGAAGAAAUCUUUUAUUUCUAUUUCAUUACCUUUUCUUUUGUCGUUUUCCUCCUACCUUAGGUUGCUAAUUACGGCAUGGGAGGGCAGUAUGAACCACACUUUGACUUCUCACGGGUAAGAUUUCAAUUUCAAAGAUGUUCUGUGUUCCUGAUAAGCAUACAUAAUUUUUAAGGGUCAAACUAGAGAUAAGAGAGAUUCCUAAUGAGAUCUGACAUAUUUUUAUGCACUCAGGAGCAGCCAUGCGGGCAUGGCUGAUUUUAGAUCAGGGCUACAAGCUCUGCUCAUUCUUUCUCCAGCCACAUACUCACACUCACACAACCCUCUCUAGUUUCCAUCACAGGUCUGUUGGCUCAGCCACAGGUUUCUCUGCAGUUCAAUUUAUUUCCACAUUUUGGAAAAGUUGUGAUCCAGCUACCUGUGAUCUUAGGAAUAAAGCACAGCCAAUUGCAGUGAUGUCAUAAGAUAGCACUUACCUGUAUAGUGUCAUGGAUGUCAUCCAUAAAUUUACCAUACAUGCUGAUUGGGCAGCUAAAGAAUUCUCUCACACCUUGCCAGCAUGUAUGGUGCCUGUGUGGAAUAAACCUUGUUUGAUCACAGGAUGAAACACUAAACUUUGGCUUGGUGUAGUUGCUAUAUUGGCCUUGUAUGCUAUGCCACAUUAAUAAAUAAGCUAGCCAACUAUUUAGCCUGGGGUUCUAAAGGCUGAAGUUCAGUGCACAAUUGCCUUAGGAUAACCCCCAUUGGACAACUUCCUCUCAAACACUAUAGAUGUGCAUAGGAUCAGGGCUGCACACCCCGCUUUCCAAAGCUAAAACAGGGAACCUUGGAAGUUGGGUUAAAGUUCUUGUUUGUUUCAGCGACCCUUUGACAACACACUCAAAUCGGAUGGAAAUAGGCUAGCGACGUUUCUUAACUAUGUAAGUACCUCUGUGUCCUUCUAUGCGUGCUUGAAGUUUGCAGUUCACUUUCAUUUAAUUUUAUAGAAAGAGGAACCUGAUGUUUUCAAGCAUUUAGGGACUGGGAAUCGCGUGGCCACUUUUUUAAGCUAUGUAAGUAUGACCAAUCCUGUAUAUGUGGAGUGAGACCUCUUUGUCAUGCCACUGGCAUAAAUACAACUUACUGCAUGAAAUGUAGUUAUUUACUAGGCUGUAGACCAGGGGUGGCUAAACCUUUUUGCAGCCCGAGAACCACCUUCUCCCUGGGUCAGCCCUGCAGCAAUAGCAUUGGAUGUAGCCAAAGUGGGCUUAGCAGGUCCACAUGUUCACAUACCAGACAGAUCCAGAUCACACUUCCAUGCCUCUGUUCUGUUAGUUUCUAUUUGUUGCCACUGUGCAGUGCUUUGGAGUCACAAGACUCUGUUUACAUUCCAGAGAUUCCAUACUGUUGGAAGUCUCACGGAAGACAGGAGACAGAUGUGACGUUACUGGUUUCCUGUUCCUUUUUUUCCCAGUUGCUCUCUGCUCUCACAGAGAGAGGAUGUUUCUUUUCUGUCUACGUAAUUAGAAAUAAAAGUCUUUAGCCAUGCACCUCAUACUAUCUCGGCUCCUUCUGUGUGCUGGAUACUCUGCGUAAGGGGAACGUGCUUGGAGCCUCAUCAAAGGCUCAGGUCGUUAAUUAUCGUCGGAGGGCAAUUCCAGAAGAGUCGCUUGGUCGAACGCAAGUCCGACAUGUUCUACAUGACAUGCACAACCAACCCAUGUAGUUCAGCUCUGACCCUGGUGAUUUAAGAACAUGUUGAACUGGUCCUGGUCUCAGUGCUGUGGCCAUCCAGUGUAGACCUUGAAUGUGGAGAUUUCCUUGCUCCUUUUCAGCAUAACACAUAGUCACAAUAUCUGUGACAGAGAAUUCAUUGUGCUUCUUCUUGUUUGUCAAAGAAUUCAAUCUGCUCUGCUGAGCUAACUGCUAUAGUUGUGGUUUCAGUAAGAGCUGUGAUUAAGGUACUAUUUAUUUAUAAAUUAUAAUAUAUCUACAUAUUUAUAAAGAUGUUUAAAAAUCUGCACUGCUGAGGAAUGAGAGUUCCAAAGGAUUGGGGACCACUACAGUAUCUUUGUGUAUUAUAAAAAUGGGUUCAACAGGUAUAGCUAUAACUAGUCUGCAAGUAUAGGGAUUCUGUGUGUUUGUGUAAUAUCCAAUUAAAUCAAGUGGGCAUAUUUUCAAGACUUUGGGCUUGUGGAGUGCUGCUGCUGGUUCCUGGUGUUAUGUUGCCAUUGCCAUUUUGAAUUUGCUGGGCAUACCUGUGCAUAUAUCAAAAUGGCCACUAUAUGGCAACCUAGUAGUAUUUUUUUUAAAAAAGAUUUUAUUGUUACCAUUCACUUUAACACACCAUACAGAAAAAGAAAACAAAUUUCCAUCACCACCAAACAAAAAAGAAGGGAAUUAAUACAUCAACUAAUAGCCUUCAAAUCAUUAAAUAAAAGUGGUCUUUUUCUAUCGACCAGACUUCCCGUCUAUUCCUUAUUACAGAUUCUGUAUUAUUUGUUCACUGCCAUUGCAUAACUAGUUUUGUUCAAGUUUAAUAUCCCUUGAUCCAUUCAUAGGUUUUACAACAUUCUUAACACUGCUACUGAAAAUACUCAAACGCUGCAAACGACCUUAGACUACAAUUAUUAUUUUUCAAGUAUAUUUUAAAAACUUCCCAUUUUGAGAUAAAUACCUGUUUUGGUUUAUUUUUAUUUUUUUCUGACAUGCUAUCUAAUUCUGCAUAUUCAGCCAAUUUUUGAAUCCAUUCUGAUAUUGAUGGGACUUUAUCACUUUUCCAAUUUGCCACAAUGAGAACUCUUGCUGCAACCAUAGCAUAUAAGAAGAUCUCUUUAACGUUUUUAGGAAUAUCCGAAUCUGUGAUUCCCAAAAGGAAAGCUUCUGGUUUCCUAUUGAAAGAUAUUUUAAACAUUUUUUCCAAUUCUCUGUGGAUAUCCUCCCCAAACACCUUGAUUUCUUUACGCUGCCACCACAUAUGGAAUAGAGUACCUGGCUUUUCUUUACACCUCCAGCAGUUAUUUGGGACAGUUUUGAACAUCUUGGACAGUUUCCAAGGGGUUAAAUACCACCGAUGCUGCAUUUUAAUAAAAUUCUCUCUCAGAGAGUAACAGGCUGUAAAAUUCCAGUUUAUUUUCCACAGGUUUCCCCACUGCUUCUUAGUUAUUGAGUACCCAAAAUCUUGUGACCACUUAAUCAUAGACGCUGUAACCUCCUUCUCCUUGACUUCCCAGUCAAGGAGGAUUCGGCAUACUUUAGAAAAGUGUUUUAAUGACCUAGUAGUCUUUAAUGGGUCAUACGAAUCUUCAAACCUGUUUUGUUCAAAAAUUCUCAUCUCCACAUCAGCUAUUCCACAUAGCACUGACUAGACAGAGCCACAAUAUUUUCCUUCUCACUGCUGCCACUGGCUUUGGAUUCGUCUUUGAAAUGAGCUGAAUCUGAUUUAUACCUCUUUAGGGGAAUCUUACUUCCUUGCCUUAAUUAAAGACAAUGGCUUGGGUCCUAACUUACCUCCAUCAACAGAACAGAGUUCUGUUUGCAGAACAGUGAUUUUCUGUUUCCCACUUCACUCUGCACUAACUGCACUCCUGGAAAUCCGUUCCUGAGGGUUGGUGGACCUUGGAAAUGGUAUGAGUUAUAGUGCAGAUGGAGGGGGUAGUUGGCAAAAAUGGUUAUUCCCCCCUCCCAAUCCUUGCAUAAACAGAAUGGUAACUUAGGAUUCAAAUCAUUGCAUGGAAGUAAGUGUCACUCCAUUACAGUACAAGUCGGUGGCUCACUGACCUGAAAUUACUCUAACACAGAAAUAGAGCAGUGUCUGUUUUAUUGCCACAUGUCAGACCUAUAAAUGACUCACUCUGAGACAUGUAUAAUUGAGCAGUGUUAUCAAUGCCAAGGUAUGCUUCAAAUUUGCUAAGGAAACAUGUGGCUAAAUGGCAAUGUUGCUUUUUCUCACCAAAUGAGUACCAUAAAAAAAAAAAAAAUUCUGGAAGGGGUUCAGGCUACAAUCCUAAAUGCACAUUCUAGGGAAUAAGCUCUGCUGAUCACAGUGAGGCUUUCAAUAUGCAUAGGAUUCCACUAUUAAUUUCAAUUGAAAGCAGGCACCAUACCUAUUUUUAAGCCAGAUUGUAAGUCAGUUACCGCUGUCUGACUUUUGAAACCCUGUAAAUAUGAGAUAACUAAAACCACUGGCUAACAAGGGGGGGAGGGUCCUUAAAAAUGCUUUUAUUUAUCCAGAUCAAUCUACAACCCAUAAUCUAAUUGACCCUUUGCUCUGAUUAACUAGAUUAUGGAUUGUGGCUUGUCAAGCAUUUUAGACUCCCUUGUUAGCCAUUGAUUUUAGGCAUCUCAUAUUUAUAAGCUUUUAAAAGUCAGACAGCAGUAACUGACUUAACAUUUCUAUAGAGGAAACGAUACAUUAAUCUGUGCAGUCUUACAAAUCAUCGAUGACUUUUAUGGAUAUUCUCCCCACCCCCAGAUGAGUGAUGUAGAAGCUGGAGGUGCCACAGUUUUCCCAGACUUUGGAGCAGCAAUUUGGCCCAAGAAGGUAACAGCUGAACUUGUCUAUUACUCAUGUUUUCCCACUAAAACUGCUAUGACCACUGUUUUCGCUCUAAAUAUUUCCCAGUCUUGUUUGUGUUCUGCACCCCUCCUGCCCAGUUGACCAUAUGGUGUGGCAACUGGCUUGAUUAACAAAUGUGGUAGUGAUUUCUGGGCUUAGAUUUGCAAUGCAAAAUGAUUAAAAGCAAGCACAUUCCAGCACUACUAAUUAAAAAAUGCAAUCAGGCCGUCUGCUAAAUCUGAUUCAGGAAGCAUCUGCCUGAAUUUUAAAAUCAUUCCCUGCCUGAAUGAUGUUCACUGUUUCAGGAACUUUCUAGACAUUGGCCCAGUUCCCAUGCAGCACCGAACCAUCAUUUAAAGCAAGCUAUGGUUUACUGUGAACAAAUAGCAUUCUGGUGCAUGCUGCACAGAUGUUCCCAGGACACUUGUCCAGUGAUUGGUGCUGACAGCAGUCCCCUUUAGUAUUGGCUGCACUCGGCAUGCACCAGAAUGCUGCUUGUUCACAGUAAACCAUAGUUUGUUUUAAAUGGUGGAUUGGUGUGACGUGGGAACUGGGCCAAACGAUGCUACCUUUGCAAGCUUGUUAAAAGUGGGAACAGAGAAAUUUAUAAGCAAGGAGGUGACUGGAAAUGAUUGUGGUCUUCUUGUAUUAAUGUAAGCUAUAGGUUUGGUGGCAUAUGAAGGAAAACAUGCACAAAUAGUAUUUUUUAUUUCAGUGAAAACUUUUCUUUUACUUUCAGGGGACUGCGGUAUUUUGGUAUAACCUCUUCAGAAGUGGAGAAGGUGAUUACCGGACACGGCAUGCAGCAUGUCCGGUGUUAGUAGGGUGCAAGUGGGGUAAGUAAGACUCCCAGGUCCUUGGUUUUAGGACAGGCUCACUAAGCACUAGGCAGGAGUGGGGAACCUUUGUCCCUUCCGCUGGCCCUUGGGUGUGGCAUGCCAUCAUAACAGAAUGCACCCAGCUCUCCCUCUUCACCCCCGGGGUCAUGAGCACAAGUUACUCCCAUGAGUGCCCAUGUUUUUUGUGGUCAAAGGCCAGGCAGAAAGGGAAAGAGAGAGCUCAGUCGAGUCCUUUCCCAGUCCCCAUCCUGCAUGCACAUGUGGGAUGCAUCGGACCUUUAAUUUUGAAGCAUCGCAAGAUCUAGAUUUGGGGUUGGUUCCAGUGUGUUUAUCUCGUUUCUACUGUCUAUAAUAUGUGGCAAAGGGGGAAAUAAAUGGAGGAAUGUGUGCAAUUCAACCAGUUUUUCCCCUUGCUGCUUCAGCUAAAUUUUGUUCCGCAGUGCCCAACGUGAGACGGUUGCAUACGGGCCUGGUGCCCCAGUUCUAACGAAAACUUUUAUUGUUUACAGUAUCAAACAAGUGGUUUCAUGAAAGAGGAAAUGAGUUCUUAAGGCCAUGUGGGACAACAGAAGUCGACUGA